Messenger RNA from Cavia porcellus (domestic guinea pig), 3119 nucleotides. It is a transcript of the gene Ucp3, whose product is annotated as uncoupling protein 3. Gene Ontology annotation, biological process: response to cold; adaptive thermogenesis; mitochondrial transmembrane transport. The transcript is spliced from 7 exons. The record is from RefSeq and is a predicted model, not a curated record. Gene Ontology annotation, molecular function: oxidative phosphorylation uncoupler activity. NCBI's taxonomy places the organism in Eukaryota, Metazoa, Chordata, Mammalia, Rodentia, Caviidae. Bases 285 to 1211 code for a protein of 308 amino acids.
GGAUUAGGUUUCAGGUCAACUGGCAUAUAAGACAGUGCCAGGCCAGAGGCAGCAGACACAACUGUGAAGGAUCUAUGGCAAGGAAGGGCCAUAGAUCUUUGCGCUGCCCCUGAGGUGGACCCUAAGGAGCCAUAGAUCUUUGUGUCGCCCCUGAGAUGGACCCUAAGGAGCCAUAGAUCUUUGCUGCAUGCCCUGGCUGGACUCCCAGCCUCCUCCCCACACUGAAGUAGCCUCUCUCCUUGGACUUUGCUGGGCCUGAAGGCCUGGCCAAUCUUUCCGGGACCAUGGUUGGACUGAAGCCUUCAGAAGUCCCUCCCACCACAGCCGUAAAGUUCCUGGGAGCGGGCACUGCAGCGUGUGUGGCUGACCUCUUCACAUUUCCUCUGGACACAGCCAAGGUCCGCUUGCAGAUCCAAGGAGAGAACCUAGCAGCCCAGCGAGUGCAGUACCGCGGCGUGCUGGGCACCAUCCUGACCAUGGUGCGCACUGAGGGCCUCCGCAGCCCCUACAAUGGGCUGGUGGCUGGGCUGCACCGCCAGAUGAGCUUCGCUUCCAUCCGCAUCGGCCUCUAUGACUCUGUCAAGCAGUUCUACACCCCCACGGGAGCAGACCACGCCAGCAUCGCCAUCCGGAUUCUUGCAGGCUGCACCACGGGGGCCAUGGCAGUAACAUGUGCCCAGCCCACGGAUGUGGUGAAGGUCCGAUUUCAGGCCAGCACACGCCUAGGGCCAGAAAGCGACAGGAAAUACAGUGGGACUAUGGACGCCUACAGAACCAUCGCCAAGGAGGAGGGAAUCAGGGGUCUGUGGAAAGGAACUUUGCCCAACAUCACAAGGAAUGCCAUCGUCAACUGUGCUGAGAUGGUGACCUAUGACAUCAUCAAGGAGAAGCUGCUUGACUCCUGCCUACUAACCGACAACUUCCCCUGCCACUUUGUCUCUGCCUUUGGAGCCGGUUUUUGUGCUACAGUGGUGGCCUCCCCAGUGGAUGUGGUAAAGACUCGGUAUAUGAACUCACCCCCAGGCCAGUACCGCAACCCCCUGCACUGUAUGCUGAAGAUGGUGGCCCAGGAAGGGCCCACAGCCUUCUACAAGGGGUUUACCCCCUCCUUUCUGCGACUGGGAAGCUGGAAUGUGAUGAUGUUUGUAACCUAUGAGCAGCUGCAACGGGCCUUGAUGAAAGCCCAGACGUUGUGGGAAUCUCCGUUUUGAACAAGACGAGAAGACCACAUGGUAAUUACCUUACUAAGGCCAGCUGAGGCUGAGAUACACAGUGGAUCCACUCCUGCACAGACACAUGUUUACAGAAAUGCGUGAUUAUUACUGAUUCAAAAAUAGAACCAGAAGAACAUUCUGGUCUGCAGUGCUUUGUCUUAAGAAUACUUUGUUUUGCACUGACAUGAUGGGAAAUAAAUUAUAUUAAUUUGUGAAAUGCAUUGGGAUGGGUGCCUAACAUUUAGGCAAGAGAAAAUAAACCAAAACAGAUCUAUUUGAAUAAAAAGGAAGUUUGCAAGAUCAUCUUCCCUGAAAGUCAUGUGAAACAAUCACGAAAGGCUACUUUGUGGGACAGAGUUCAGUUGGAAACCAACUAAGUGCUUGGAGGAGCAUCACGGAUACAAGAGCCGGGGCUGCAGCCGUCCCAGCAGCUGCCUGUUGGUAACAAGCCAGCCACUGGGAUUCUAGGAAUAUAAGGAACAAAACAGAAAAUCUGGAGCCUGUGCCAAAGGAACCCUGCUGGUCCAUUCCAGGCUGAGGCUUGCAAAUGCUCCCUGAGGACACUGGAGGGUCAAGGGGCGGCCUCAGUCCCCUAUCUUGUAAAAUGGGUACUAAUCGCUUCCCUGCCUGCCUCACUAGCGUGUCAGGAGGAUCAAGUGAAAAGCUGGCCAUGAAAUCACUUUAUGAAAGAAAAACUGUGGACAUAUAUUAGUGUGAAGACUAUGCCUGGGAAAGGAUUGUGUCAGGGCAGAGAACUGGGAGGGAGGAAGUUUUGGAAAGAUGCAGUGGCCGGGUGGUAACUGUGGUGACAGUGACAGUGACAGUGGAUGCUGUGGUGCUCCCUGGGUGCACUGUGGGGCACCUUGAAGGAUGGAGGCUUGAAGCAAAAAAGGCGCUGCCUGGUGACAGCCUAAAUAGCAGGACUCAGAAUCUUUGGGAAAUUACUGUGAAUGAAUAAAGGAAUGCUCCCCUGAAGUGUGGGAAUAAAAACAGCCACUCUUCUGCCUUCUCUUGCAGGGGAAGAAUUUUCUCUACUCCCUACAGAGUUCCUAUCUGUCAGGAUUGGGCCUGCGCUGGUCCCAGCAGCCUACACUGAUUGAGUUACCGAUUGAUUGAUUUUCAAAUCCAUUUUUUAUUUCUUUUUUUUAUUUUACAAUAAGCAAUUAUUUUAUUUCCUUGGCCUGACAAGAUUGACUUCAUUAUACAAGACCCUAAAGCUGACAGGACACACAGAUUUCUGCUGUACACUAGCAAAAAGAGCUUCAUUAUGUUUAUAUAUGACCAAAGUACUUGUAGGGCCUCCGUGCUGUUCUGUAUGUGUUUUUUUCCCCACUCUGGGUGACCUAAUUAAUAUGUUAACCAAUGCUCCCCUCUAUAAAGAAUUGUAAAUCCCUGGAAACCUAAACUAAUUGAUAUGUUAACCAUUGUUGCCCUCUACAAAUAACAGAUGUGGUGCUAAAAUAAGCUGACAGAACAGAUUUCCUGAUCCACGCCCAUAACUCCUUUACUUCAUAAACUGUGAUAUCUACAAAAGGGCUAGAAAAGUUUCAAAGCGACACACAGCUUUUGCAAACUCCAACUGCACUGUGUCACUGGGCCCAGGAUAAAAUAAAUCAGCGCUGCUUUUUUUUUCUCUUUUUUAAGUUUUAUUUAAGGAGAAAAAAAAAGCAGAGAAAGGGUACAAGUUAUACAGAUUUACAGAAAAAAAUAAACUGUAGGAAAUCACUCGUUAUUGGAUUACAUAUUGUCAUCUUAGAAAUAAUUGUUCAAGUCACAAAAUUAAAGCUUGUAAAGUGGAAAUUCCAACAGUGAGACUGCAAACAGUUCUGUUCAAUGAUCCAAUAAAACUCAGUGAUAUCAUUUUCUAUCUUAUACACUUAAAUAUACAUGCAGUUAUAUCGUUUA